AGCUUGUUUGCAUCGCUAGGAAACGUGUUCAAUUGCGUUCGGCGGACCACUUGAAGUGGCAGACUAAUUUAAUUAAGAAGAUAUGUUUAUACAAAUGUUUAUAAAACGCAUCGCAUUCAUGUCAGUGGCGGUUGAAGCUGAUACUGCGUGACCGGAGACGGACCGAGCCCUGACACGCAAUAGACUUGGCCUAUUUUUAUAUUUUCUUAUCUAAAACUACAGCGGUUUUAUUAAAUACUAAUAUAUUUAAACAAUGAAUUGGAUAAUAAUAUUAUCAAUGUGUGGAUUUGCAAUGUGCACACAGAAAUUAAAAGUUGCCGUUUUUUACGAGGCGCUUUGUCCUGAUAGUGUUCGAUUUUUUACAUCACAAUUAAAACCAGCUUAUCCAGUUAUAGGUGAUCGUAUUUCCAUUGAUUUUAUACCUUAUGGUAAAGCAAAUCACUUUAAAAUAAAUGGUAAAGUAGCGUUUCGCUGUCAUCAUGGACCAAACGAAUGUUACGCAAAUCAAAUUCAAGCAUGCGCUGUUCAUCAAAACGUCACCGAAAACUCCAAAGUUAAUUUUUUGCUCUGCCUAAUGAGCUCGUCAAGAUACGAUCUUGUAAAUCCUGCCAAUAUUGAAAGAUGUGCCAAUCAAAAUUCCAUGUCUCCGGUCGAAAUUUUCAAUUGUAUGCGUGGUGAUCUCAAGGAAACACUUUUAGCCAAACAUGGCGACCGGACCUUGGCGUUGGAUCCGAUUAUUACAUUUGUUCCAACAAUUAUUUUUAACAAUGUAUAUGAUCCAUAUAUGCAAUCUGAUGCCUUGUAUGAUUUUCUAGGCACUGUUUGUGAGCAAUUAUCACCGAGACCAAAUAAUUGCCCGUCAAAACGUUCCUUGUCUUGGUUUGCUUUCUAAAAAUAUUUCAAAUUUAAUAUGUCACUUAUAAAUCAUUAUAUUUUGCUGACAAUUGUCAUUUGAAUGUUUUAACUUUAUUUUACACCAAUGAAAAACAUUCUAGAUAGUGAUACCUCGGAAGUUGAAGAUUCGACCAAAUCAAAAUCGAAUUAUUCGGAUAAAGACAAAUAUAAAGUUUGUACAGCUAAAGAAAUCUGCACAAAUUUAAUAUUUUGGUGCUUAUUCAUCAUGACGUGUUAUGUGACAAUGAUGUUUGCGAUUAAUUCAGCGCGAAAAUACAAACAAAGCGAUCAAUUUCUGGACGACGCUGCAAUUCAAGAAAAACAUCACACCUUCCAUCGCAAAGUACGAGAUCGUCACAUUUACGACGAUGGCGACACGCCGGAAUUUAUCAAAUUGCUCAGCGAAUCUUAAAAUAUUUUUUUAUCAACAUGUCCAUUAAUGGAAAGAAUAAACAAAGCUCAAUUUA
This is a messenger RNA of Dalotia coriaria, 1361 nucleotides long. Its product is annotated as GILT-like protein 1. The record is from RefSeq and is a predicted model, not a curated record. Bases 254 to 892 code for a protein of 212 amino acids. The transcript is spliced from 4 exons. Gene Ontology annotation, molecular function: oxidoreductase activity, acting on a sulfur group of donors, disulfide as acceptor. Lineage: Eukaryota; Metazoa; Arthropoda; Insecta; Coleoptera; Staphylinidae.